Messenger RNA from Nelumbo nucifera (sacred lotus), 1473 nucleotides. RefSeq names its product polygalacturonase inhibitor-like. The record is from RefSeq and is a predicted model, not a curated record. Gene Ontology annotation, molecular function: protein binding. NCBI's taxonomy places the organism in Eukaryota, Viridiplantae, Streptophyta, Magnoliopsida, Proteales, Nelumbonaceae.
GACAUUCAAUUUCUAUCUGUGGAUGGAUGAGAAAAGGCCGAAAUUGUUGAAAGAUACAGAGGCUGCCUCUUUUUCAUACUUAAACACGACAUGAAUCCAAGCAUACAGAGUGGCAGAGAGCAAGUCAAAACCAAUGAAUUCCCGUCACUACCUCCAUAAAUUAAUGACUGAUCCCUUCCAUGUAUCUCAGAUCCAAACUGGAAUAGUCUCAUUCCAUCCACAGAGGAGAAUUGAAUAUGGAACUUCGCAAUAGUGCCUCGUCAAAUUCUCUUUUCCACUUUCUCCUCCUCUUCCUCAUUUCAUCUUCUCUCCCAUCUCUCACUCUCUCAGCCACCGUUCGCUGCAACCCACAUGACAAAUAUGCUCUCCUAGCAUUCAAGAAAUCCCUGAACAAUCCCAGCGACCUCGCUUCCUGGAUUCCCAACACCGACUGCUGUAACUGGACCUACAUUGAGUGCGACCCCAACACCAAUCGCGUUACCCAGGUCUCCAUCAAUCGAGCUAGCAUCUCCGGCGAAAUACCAGCAGCCAUCGGCGACCUCCCCUACCUCGAUACCCUCGUCUUAAACAAUAUGAACCUCACCGGUUCAAUCCCCUACUCCAUUACCAAGCUUCAACACCUCAGACGUCUCACUAUCAGCGAGACCACUCUAUCGACCCGCAUCCCUCAAUUCCUCGGCCAAGUCAAAAGCCUACAGUAUCUCAUUCUCUCCGUCAACCAACUCUACGGUCCGAUCCCGGCUUCCCUUGCAAACCUCAACAAAUUGGUAAGUCUUCAACUGCAAGGAAACAAACUCUCGGGCAAGAUUCCCAAGUCGCUAGGCAAGUUGAAUCUCGACUCGAUUAUUCUGCUCAAUAACAAGUUCGUUGGGGAUGCAUCCAUGUUUCUUAGAGCCGACGCAGCAACAACGUGGAUCAAUUUGUCGAGGAACCGGCUCGAUUUUGAUCUGUCAAAAGUGGGGUUUCCAUUGAACUUGACGUUCUUGGAUUUGUCACAUAACAGGAUCCGAGGAAGCAUUCCGAAGCAGAUAACGGAGUUGGAUUCGAUACUGGUGAUGGACUUCAGCAAUAACCGGCUCUGCGGAAAGAUUCCGUUCGGUGGAAAGAUGCAGGAUCAAGGUGAAUACCCGUUUCUCCAUAACCGGUGUUUGUGUGGCCCGCCUCUCCCCAACAGCUGUAAGUAGCCCGGCCAGCUUGACUGGGAGUUCGAAUUUUCCGGUCCAGAAGUCAUGACGCUGAAAUUGAGAUCCCAAAAGUGGCCAGUUAAUCAUUUUGAUGUGAUCUGUGCAUUGGUUAGUCAGGGAAAGUUCGACUUUAUAUAUCAGUUUGCAAUAUUCCAUUCCCAAUUUUCCCAUCGAGUAUUCCUGAGGCUUCCUAUAAUUGUUUAAAAGUAUUUGAAUUCGUCCAAAUUGAUUUUGGUUGGGACGGGGUCCAAUUCAAAACCGGUUCGUUGACAGUUGACAUCUUAAAACU